Molecule: messenger RNA, 2413 nt
Organism: Desarmillaria tabescens
Lineage: Eukaryota; Fungi; Basidiomycota; Agaricomycetes; Agaricales; Physalacriaceae
Product: tyrosine protein phosphatase
Exons: 5
Coding region: 144-2156 (670 amino acids)
Biological process (GO): regulation of exit from mitosis; microtubule cytoskeleton organization; positive regulation of cytokinesis
Cellular component (GO): nucleolus; cytoplasm; spindle pole
Molecular function (GO): protein serine/threonine phosphatase activity; protein tyrosine/serine/threonine phosphatase activity; protein tyrosine phosphatase activity
Source: RefSeq, a predicted model, not a curated record
AUAAGGCAACUCGGUAGCGGAUUUGUUUAUGUUUGGCAUUGUCAGUUUCAACCGCCUCAGUGCAGCGUGUUGGAACACGCCAUUCACUCUCUUCUCCCUCUUCAUUCAUCUCUGGCCCAGUCUCGGAGAAAUUUCCUUCAGCAAUGAGACUGAACUGCGAUUUACUCUGCCAGUUUGGAGAAAGGCUAUAUUUUACUACAUUUCCUCAACCUGCACCGAAUCCUGAAGUCUUGAACAAACACUGCAAUGAAGCCGAUAACCGACCGCGUAUACGAACGCGUAAUCGUGCGGGACCAUCGUCCGCGUCAGACGACAUGGCAUCUUACUACUUCUUCACCAUUGAUGACCAGUUGCUCUACCUUUCUUUCUUCCAGGACUGGGGCCCACUCAAUAUAGCGAUGGUCUACAAGGCUUGUAUACUCAUUCAUGAGCUUCUGGAGGAUCCCAAUCUGACGCAGUACAGACUCGUCCUUUACUCCUCCGAUGACCCCCGGCGGAAGGCCAAUGCAGCUCUUCUGAUGGCCCUCUAUGUAAUGAUCGUCCAGCGACGAGCUCCAUGGGAGGCCUUCCACCCUAUCGCAGAGGUGGAAUUCAUGCCAUUCCGUGACGCCGGCAGAGGCCCCUCAGAUUUCAAUCUCAAUAUACAAGACUGUCUCUGGGGGGUCUGGAAAGCCAUGCAGAAUGGCCUAUGUGAUAUGAACGAAUUCGACGUUGAGGAUUAUGAGUUUUAUGAAAAGGUGGAGAACGGAGAUUGGAACUGGAUAACGCCCAAUUUCAUUGCGUUCGCCUCGCCUGUCGACUCAGCUUGGAUAAAGAAGGAGAAGGAGUCGAAGGAGUCAGCGGACUCUGGCACGUCAGUGUAUUCCACUGCAUCUUCCACGAAAAACCUCGCAUUGCAGCGCAAGCUUCCCACACCAUUCCUUAACUGCCUCGAUUACUUCGAGAAGCGAAACAUCAAGCUCGUCGUGCGCCUUAAUACCAAACUUUAUGAUCGAGACACAUUUUUGGAUCGUGGUGUCGAUCACAUGGAACUGUAUUUCGAUGACGGUACCAAUCCAACAGAUGAGAUUGUGCGGACAUUCAUCGACACCGCUGAUAGGAUAAUCGAGUCUGGUGGCGUGGUAGCAGUUCACUGUAAAGCUGGCUUGGGACGAACGGGCACCCUAAUAGGUGCAUACCUCAUCUGGAAGUACGGGUUUACAGCAAACGAAGCGAUUGCCUUCAUGCGUAUCGUUCGGCCGGGUAGCGUUGUUGGCCCCCAGCAACAAUUCAUGUACCUGAAACAGCUAGAGUGGUCCAAGUGGGCAGCAGUUGAUGAAAUGCAGAGACAACAAAGAGCCAACGCGAUACCAGCAGAACCAGCGCCAAUGGUGACUCCUGCAACACCUCCAGCUGAUACGGACGAAGAAAUCGGGCGUAUGCGUAUGGAGAUGACAACACCCCCACCAACAGGAACAACUUAUCCCCCUGUAACUCCGAGCAGGCAUGUUGCAGCGGCUGCGGUUCACGCCAAAGCUAUCGCUACGCCUGGCCAGCCACGAAAGACGCCAUCCGGCAAACGAAUCGCACGUGAAGCCAUUGAUGAGAGUGAAUCUGAUGAAGACACAGAUGAUGUUCUCCCUCUCCCCGCUAUGCCGAUGACGCGCAACAAGAGCAAAACCACCCCGGUGACGAAGAAGAUCACGGCGUCGGAAAGGCGCCCCGUUCGGGUGACUAGAUCUACGGCUGGCGCAGCUGCUAUUCGAAAGGCUGGCACAGCUAUCAAGCCUCCCACAUCACCCGUUAAAUCUACAGGGCAGCAGCCUCCGAACAAGAUUCCUAGACUUGCUACGACAAAGACGACGACUGCUGCCAAAGCUGCUGCUGCGCGUCAGAAACCUGUUCCGGUUCCCGCCCCCGUAACGCGACGACCUCCACCAACAGCUCCCACACCCUCCCGUCUCCCUACGUUAAUCCCUUCCAAGCGACCUCACCACGCAUCCACUCUCACUGAGGUUGCUAAUGCUACCACGAAAAAGGCUGGUCCUACUUCUGAUGCAUGGAUGACGACCAAUGUCGCUGCCGUUGUGGUUCCUGGCAGCAAGACUGCGCGACCGGGGUUGAGAAGUAUACGACGUCGACGGAGUAGCUUUAGUUCUGCUGAUGUUGUUGCAUGAUGAUGACGGCGUUGCAUUUUCUCCUCUGUCGUACUUAGCUUGUACAGUGUGGAUCCCGGUUAUUUAGUUAUUACCAUCUCGUCGUUGUUAUCUCGCACUCUUUUUGUCUGCAUGCGCAAUAACCCCCAUUCCCCUCCCGUCAUUAUUUUUUUAGUAUAUUAUGAUACAUAGCUUCUUUUCAGUUUUUAGCGUCGGAUACCGAUGAAAUGAUUUCACGGUUGGUUAAAAUAUCAUCUGAGAGGACUGGAUUUGCUGGU